This is a messenger RNA of Maylandia zebra (zebra mbuna), 576 nucleotides long. RefSeq names its product interferon a3. Gene Ontology annotation, molecular function: cytokine receptor binding. The record is from RefSeq and is a predicted model, not a curated record. Gene Ontology annotation, cellular component: extracellular region. Lineage: Eukaryota; Metazoa; Chordata; Actinopteri; Cichliformes; Cichlidae. Gene Ontology annotation, biological process: response to exogenous dsRNA; defense response.
AUGAUCAGCAGGAUUUUCAUCGCUUGCCUGUUUCUCGGGAUGUACAGUACGGGCUCUUUGCUAGGUUGCAAAUGGAUUGUAAAAGAUCAAGACGACAUAAACCAUCAAUUCCAUGUGUACAACAACAGAGCUUUGGGUUUCCUUGAUAUGAUGAUUACUAACACCACUAAGGAUGCUGAAAUUGAGCACACAGUGGCUUUCCCUAAUCAACUGUAUCACCAGAAGUCCAAAGCAACAGAUGAGGAUAAACUGGCUUUCAUAGUUCAGAUUCUGGAGGAGGUGGCUGCCCUGUUUGAGGAGGAUCACAGCUCUGCCUCAUGGGAGGAGAACACAGUGGAGAACUUUCUCAAUAUUGUGAACAAACAGGCUGAAGAGCUUCGCUCUUGUAUUGGAAGCCACAGUUACACGACACAGAAGGUGCAACGGCGGACAGAAAUGUAUUUCAAGAGACUCUCAAAUGAAAUCCUAAAGAAAAAUGGUUACAGUGCUGAAGCCUGGGAGACGAUCAGGAACAUAACAGAAGAUCAUCUGAGUCAAUGCGCAUUCCUGGUUAACUCUCUGGGAAAUGCCCACUAA